This is a messenger RNA of Sclerotinia sclerotiorum 1980 UF-70, 2349 nucleotides long. RefSeq lists its product as hypothetical. The transcript is spliced from 2 exons. Gene Ontology annotation, biological process: error-prone translesion synthesis; DNA-templated DNA replication. Gene Ontology annotation, cellular component: epsilon DNA polymerase complex. The record is from RefSeq and is a predicted model, not a curated record. Lineage: Eukaryota; Fungi; Ascomycota; Leotiomycetes; Helotiales; Sclerotiniaceae. The coding region runs from base 1 to 2349 and encodes 782 amino acids. Gene Ontology annotation, molecular function: DNA binding.
AUGAGUCGUCCAAAUCCUAUACCGAAAUCAAAUACUGCUUCAAUUUUCAGACCUCCUGCUACCCCCACUACCAAUAUAAAUCCUAUUCCCUCCUCGUCACCCGCAUUCGCAACUCCAGUACAUCCUAUACGACCAUUCAAUGCCGCUGCAGUUCCCCUACCGAAAGCGAGUAUUCUUCCAAUUCUCCUGCCACCUGCAACAUUAAGACCUUUGGCUUUUCGGACUUUCACAAAAAAGCAUAGUUUGACUUUGACGUCGUCUGCUUUGCAAGUAUUAGCUACUUUCAUUGGGAAGCAUUGUGGGACAGGAUGGAGGGAAGAAGGAUUGGCAGAGAGGGUGUUGGAGGAGGUUGCAAAAAGUUGGAAGAAUAGGAGUGGUGGUGUUAUUGUCGAUGGAGAAGGAACAGAACUGAAAGAGAUUUUAAAAGCCUUGGAGGGGAAUAUGAGUGGUGGGAGGAUAGUUGUAGGAAGGGAAUUAAGCCGGCAGAAUAGUCUGGUUUUGGGAUCAUCACAGCAUGGGGAGGUUAGUCAUACUAGACUUGGAUUACGGCCAGGGAAUAUACAAAGAGAAGAGAGUCAAUCGAGUCUGGGAAUGUCAAUGUUAGAGGUGGAUGACGAGGAAGAUGAAGACGGUCUGAGGGAUCCAAGGAGGUGGCUGAAGGUUAUUGAUGCUUUUGAGCAACCUCGAUUGAUAUACAAUGUUGCUAAGAAGCACUUUGAUAGGGAUACCUCUAAGCCCUCCUUAUUCCCUCCUGCGUCCCAUAAAACACUCAUGUUCCAAAACCGUUAUAAUGUAAUCCAUCAACGUCUCCUACGGAAUGAAUCCUUCCAAACGCCCUCUUUUCAAGGCGGAAAAGCCUCUCUUCAACGCAGCACUUCCGCUAUUGCCUCUCCACAGCAAUCAUAUAAAUUAACGCCGAUAGCCAACCUUCUCGGCCGCAACCGCAGCAACCACAUGCUUCUCGGUCUCCUUAGUAUUUCUCCGACUGGUACCCUUGCAAUCAAUGACCUAACGGGCACUAUUGCUCUUGAUCUCACACACGCGAAAGCCAUCCCUGAAGAUGGCGCCUGGUUCGUACCUGGGAUGAUCGUACUGGUAGACGGUACAUAUGAGGAGGAUGAAACUGGAUCAUCGUCUCGCCUUGGUGGAAAUGGAGGGGUAGGCGGUACUAUUUCUGGUAAAUUUAUCGGCUUCACUAUUGGACAUCCUCCUCCCGAACGUCGUCACGUCACUUUAAGCACAGCCGGUGAAGGAGAUACUACUGCCGGUGGCGGUUUCGGUUGGGUAGAUUUUCUUGGUGUAGGAAGUUCUCGGGCCCUAGGUACCAAAAUGCAACGACUCGAGCAGAAGCUUCUUCGACCUCCUCCCCGCUCUUCAGAUACAGACGAGCCCCCGCUUCCAUCUAAAGGCCGUGUGGUUAUUCUCGGCGAUGUACACCUUGAUAUCCCCCAAACUCUUCAAGCCUUGAAAAAAAUCCUCUCCCUUUAUUCAUCUGAACCAGAAGGGUGCACACCUAUGACUUUUAUCCUACUAGGCUCCUUUGUCUCCCAUGCCGUACUAUCACGUGGCGGAUCGGGAGGUUCUAUAGAAUAUAAAGAAUAUUUCGACUCACUUGCCGCCGUUCUCUCAGAAUAUCCUACUCUCCUUAGUACCGCAACAUUCAUAUUCAUACCCGGCCCCAACGACGCAUGGGUUUCGGCGUUCUCAUCAGGCUCCUCUGUCCCUUUACCCAGAAAGCCCGUGCCAGAAAUGUUCACGUCCCGUAUAAUACGCGCAUUUGCGAGCGCCAAUACCGAAGUGGAGAAGGAAAAGGGGAAAAAAGGUGAUGGAGAAGCAAUCUGGACAAGUAAUCCCGCAAGAGUCAGUCUAUUCGGUAUGAGUUGCGAGUUAGUAGUAUUCCGAGACGACAUCAGCGGACGUCUCCGACGAACAGCCGUCAACCUCAACUCAUCCAAAAAGCCCACAACUGAAAACGACGAAGAUGAAGAUAUAGACAUGUCACCACCCCCUUCCUCUCCUCCCUCCUCCACCCCUCCUCCAGAAAUCGAUCACGAUAUCCAUGCUGCGCGUCGUCUCACCAAAACCCUCCUCGAUCAAGGACAUCUCUCACCCUUUCCCCUCAACAUCGCACCCCAACAUUGGGAUUUCUCAAACGCGUUGAGUAUCUACCCAUUACCUACAGCCAUUAUCCUAUGUGAUGUGGAUAGUCCAGCCUUUUGCUUAACGUACGAAGGAUGCCAUGUCAUGAAUCCUGGGAGUCUAGUGGCAAGGGGGCGAAGGGGUAUGGCGAGGUGGGUCGAGUAUGAUGUUUGGGGGCGGAUGGGAAAAGUUAGAGAGGUGGGGUUUUAG